Messenger RNA from Onthophagus taurus, 1341 nucleotides. NCBI's taxonomy places the organism in Eukaryota, Metazoa, Arthropoda, Insecta, Coleoptera, Scarabaeidae. The record is from RefSeq and is a predicted model, not a curated record.
AUGGAAAUGAAUGUAAACAAGAACACCACAGACCGGCAGGAAGGGCAAAGUAGCCAGAAUGUUGAGCAGACGAUCUUUAGGCGAAGUACCCUUAUGGGACGCUCACCAACAAAGGGGAGCGUACAGCAGAGAACGUCGCCGACAAGCCCAUCGUCGUCGGACGACGAGGGAAGAGAAGCAGACCGAACAGUAAUUAACGUGGAAGAAGAAGAACCCGAAGAAAUAAAUCCAGCCAACAAUAAAACAAUUAAGGGUAAAAAAGAAAAAAAGGUAGAGGACUUUUGGGAAGGUCUAGAAAUAAAAACCCUAGAGAAGGAAACUCCGGGGAGAAUGAGAACCUGGUCUUUCAGUAGUAACCGAAGUAGUAUAAGAGAAACAUCACUUUGUAGAGAAGGAGAAACCAGUAAGAGAAAAAGAAUAGAAGGAACUAAUGAAGACAAAGAUGAGUUAGAGGAGGUUGAUAACAGCGAAGAAGCAAAAGUGCUUGAUAAAUCAAUACAGAAAAUAUUAACUCUGAUUCAGGUGUUGAAAGAAAAUAAUGAACAAAAUACAAAAAGAGAAAUUAAGAAAGCCAUAACAGAUCUAGAAAGAGAAGCAAAUGUCCUACAGAGAGAAGAAGUCAAAAAAUGGAUCAACAAAAAAGGGACGGGCGUGAAGAGCGGUAGAGUAGAAAAAAUAGAUAUGAGUACGCAAACUGAGACUGAAGAACAGAAACAAGACCGAGAAAGAAGGGAAAAGAUAAGAAAAGCAGAGAACUAUGAUGAUUGGAGAAUGAUAGCAAACGACAGAUGGAAGGAGGAAGAUUACAGAAGAACAUGCAUAGUAGAGGGCAAUCCCGUUUGGCAACAGAACACCCUCACAAAGGUAGUGCUAGUCGAAAAAGACGACCCUGAAAUGACGAAAAGCAUACAGCAACAAUAUAGAAAAGCAUUUCCAGCCUUAUCGGAGAUGCAUGAAAAAAUGGAAGAGAUGGAAAUAGUCACUAGAAGCAGAAUGAGAAAUAGAGAAAUAACUAAAAGAGAGAGAAUAUUUAAAAUAAACUGUGAUGAAACAGAAAAAGAAAUAUGGAGAAGUUUAGAAGGAUUAAAAAGCGAAGUAAAAACGGAACAAAGAGUAGCAUUGCAUCACUUGAGAUGCAUGCCCCUGAAUAAGUUAAGAAAGAUGAUAGAGAUCAUUUUUAAGGACACACCAGUGGAAAUUGACAUCUACACAACGGCAGCGAAGAUAGAGGAAGAAAGGAAAAGCGAGAAAGAAGUGAAUAGAAAGAAAACAUAUGCGCUAAUUGNGCGCGGCGCGGACUUUGGGGGUGAAUUUGACCCCGUUGGGCACCUCCAAAAUUGA